AUGGCAAAUGACAAGGUUUUUGUAUUAGAGGGUGAGAUGAGUUUGGUGUUAAGACAGAUGAACAAAACUUUUUAUUCUAAUAAAGAAAUCUUCCUUCAGGAACUUAUUAAUAAUGCUUCAAAUGCUUUAGAUAAAAUUCAAUUUGAGAGUCAUACAAACAAGAAUAUUUUAGAUGAUAGGGUAAUAAGAUUGGUUCCCCACAAGGCUAACAAAACACUUUCCAUCAUUGACACUGGUAUUGGCAUGACCCAAACAGAUUUGGCAUAUAAUUUAGGAGUUGGCUUCUACUCUACAUAUUUGAUUGCUGACAAGGUUAUUGUCACCUCUAAGCAUAAGGAUCAUGAUCAAUAUAUAUGGGAAUCUCAACCAGGUGCCUCUUUCAUUGUUAAUAACGACAUCAAUGCCCAACAACCAUCAAGGGGAACCAAUAUCACCCUUUUCCUCAAGGAUAAUCAGUUAGAAUACUUGGAAGAGGUCACUAUCAAGAAUCUCGUUAUCAAAUAUUGCCAACACAUCUCCCACCGCAUUUACCUAUGGAAUGAGAAUACGAAGGAUGAUUGGCAACUUAUUAACAUUUGGUUUCAUAACCGAGAGAGAGACAGUAAACAUGUAGCUCAAAAACUUAUGAAUCACAUACCAGAUGAUUUUGUAUUCUCUAUUCUUUCUAACCUACCUUUGAAAUCUUUGAAGAGAUUUGGAUGUGUACGAAGAUCAUGGGCCCUCUUGUUUGAAAAUUCUCAUUUCAUGAACCUCCUUCGUAAUAACUUCAUAUGUAAUCACCAAUCGUACUAUGAUGAUACAUAUCUCCUAUUGAAUCUCUCUCCACUUUACCAGAAUCAUUACAAUUCCUCCUUAUUUUCAAUUUCUGGCGAGAGGUUUCAAAAUAUGGAAAAAUUAUACUGGCCUAGUCAAAUUCAAGAGGAUUACCUUGAGGGAAUUGGUAUUUUAGGUUCUUCUAGUAUCAAUGGAAUUCUGUGCCUAUACGUAAAUAAUGGACGACAACUUGUGUAUUUAUGGAACCCAACUAUCAAUGAAUUAAAGGUUAUUCCUCCCAGUCCAUUUGAGAAUGCACCAUAUUAUAUUUAUAUUGGGAUAAACUAUCACGGAUUUGGUUAUGAUUGUGUUAGAGAUGAUUAUAAGGUGGUUAGGCAAGUAUCUUUUUUUGUUAAUUCUGAUGACGAUGUGGAACCACAUGAUGUUUUCCCCCUCUCAUGUGCAACAAUUGAUUUUGUGUGGUUCGGAGGUGGCAUGGUUGAAGUUGACAUAUGGAGAAGUGAAAGAAUCCAAUACUGCUCCAUUGACCAGCGGUGGGCACUAGAAGCAUCGAGCAUGAGGUUGAAUAGCAAACUUGGGAAUCUUAGAAGGGAGCACCAUGAAGAUAAACGAUCAUUGUCAAAAGAUAAAACAAGUGCUAUUAGGUGCACCAAGUGUGAAGGUUAUGGACACGAAAAUUAUCAAUGUCCUAAUUGGAACGCAAAGUACAUGAAUCUUCAGGAACUCCAGGAUUACAUUGUAUACUUGAAAGAGGUAGAGAGGAGUGUUAGGCAAAAUCUCGAAGUUAGGCAAGAGCAGCAAGCGAAAAGGGAGCAUGAAAAGGCGAAAAGAGCACUAAAGGAAAUGUUUAUCUUUGAUCCUGGAGGACAAUCUCCAAACACCUUGAUAAUAAGAGAUUGGCCUCUUUUAUGA
Molecule: messenger RNA, 1686 nt
Organism: Vigna unguiculata (cowpea)
Lineage: Eukaryota; Viridiplantae; Streptophyta; Magnoliopsida; Fabales; Fabaceae
Biological process (GO): protein folding
Molecular function (GO): ATP-dependent protein folding chaperone; ATP hydrolysis activity; ATP binding
Source: RefSeq, a predicted model, not a curated record